AAACCACUUCCCCAGUUGAACCCACCACUUUCUUACUUCUUCUUCUUCGUCGUCGUCUUCCUCUUUCUCUCUCUCUCUUUCUUUAAUUUCUAUUCGUAUAAGAAAUGGAUAACCCACACCCCCGUGAAUUGACUUUCUUACCCUCUAGGGACGUCAAAGAAGUGGAUUUCUUCUCAUCAUCAUCAUCAACUGCUGCCGAUCAUCAUCGUCAUGGCACCACCACCAACAACGCUUCAUCCUUCCCUCAUCACCCUGUAAACACUGGGCUGAACUUAACGUGUGCAACUACUGGAAUUUCAACUUCAAAGGGAUCACCUAAUGCCGAAAAUACUGAAUCCGAGAGGAAAAUGGUGGAAGGUGAAUUACGGAGACUGCAAGAAGAGAAUAGAAAGCUGAGAAGUAUGGUGGAUCAGAUCGCCAAAAGCUAUAGCCAACUGCAGGCACAGCUCUUCAUGGCUUUGCAGAAACAAAAGCUUACUCAUCAUCAGCAGAAUACUGGUGUCAAGAGCAAUGGGAUGAUAAGUGGAGAAAAAGCUGUGGAGGGAGAUGGAAGGGCGAAAGUAGAGAUGAAGAAUAACGAUGCUUCGGUGUCUGGUGAUGAAAAGAGAGAAAGAGAGGUAUCAGCAUCAAACAAUAAUGGUAAUAAUGCAGAGGAAGUAAUGUCAAAGAAGCAUGAUGAGAAUGAUGAUCAUAAUGAAGAUGAUGAAGAUCGUUUGACUAAGCUUCAUUUGGGAAAGCAAGUAGCAGCAUCUGCUACAGAAGAAGACGUCCUUGAGCGAUCUUCUUCUCAGAGUUGGGGAUCAUGCAAGACUCCCAACUUAGAAGAAACCAAGCUUCCUUCUUCUGACCUUCCUUUCAGGAAAGCCAGGGUUUCAGUGCGCGCAAGAUCAGAAGCUCCUCUGAUUAGCGAUGGAUGCCAGUGGAGGAAAUACGGACAAAAAAUGGCUAAAGGUAACCCCAGUCCUCGAGCCUACUAUCGGUGCACCAUGGCUGCUGGAUGCCCAGUUCGGAAGCAGGUUCAAAGAUGCGCAGAGGACAGUACAGUCCUAAUAACAACCUAUGAAGGUAACCACAACCACCCUCUUCCGCCGGCAGCCACCGCCAUGGCAAACACGACUUCAGCCGCAGCAGCCAUGCUACUAUCAGGAUCAAUCAUCAAUGCCCUACACAUCAAUGGCGACGCUAUCAGCUUCCGCGCCAUUUCCCACCAUCACUCUCGACCUCACACACAACCACCACAACGCACUCCAACUCCACCGUGUGGUCCCUCCUCCCGGUGUUACCUUCCCUCUCCCAUUGCAUGCAGUUACUCCUCCACAUCAGCUUAUAGCAGGGCACCCUUUCUUAAUCUCUCACCACCAGAAGCUGAUGCCUCCUUUGGUUCAUCGACAACAACCACAGCCUUCCAAUAAUUCCCCGUCUAUGGUGGAGACAGUGAGUGCAGCCAUUGCUUCGGAUCCAAACUUCACUGCGGCCGUGGCUGCGGCACUCUCAUCAAUCAUUGGAAGCAGUAACAAUGGUGGAAGUGCAAGUACCGUUAUUCACCCUAAUGCUAUUUCUGUUUCACCGAAUGGAUCACCGCAACUUCCUCAGUCAUGUACUACAUACUCUACCAACUAGCUUCUUCCAUUCAACACGACACGUGUCACCGCUAUCCUGCAAUUUUAUUUUCUUUAAUUUUCUCAUCAUAAUUAUAUUGCCUAGUUAACUUAAAAGUUAAAACCAAGGUAUAUAUGUACAGAAAUUAAAGAGAAUAUUACUUAUUAUACUCUUUCUAUUACGCAAACAGAUUAAAGAGUUAAGUUACUGCUC
Messenger RNA from Arachis ipaensis, 1812 nucleotides. The record is from RefSeq and is a predicted model, not a curated record. NCBI's taxonomy places the organism in Eukaryota, Viridiplantae, Streptophyta, Magnoliopsida, Fabales, Fabaceae.